UGGGACACGAUCGACCUGCCUGAAGGGGAAGAUGACUUGCAUCUUGUAGCUUCUUGGCACGGACAUGGGACACGAUCGACCUGCCUGAAGGGGAAGACGACUUGCAUCUUGUAGCUUCUUGGACGGACAUGGGACCUCGUAAACUUUCAGUCAUCUGCUAGGUGAAGCAUUGUGUAGAUAUUCAUAACUAAUAGAGGUAAUGAUAUGAAGUCAAAGCACGAAGUUCCGGUAUAAAUAGGUGCCCGACAUCUCAUGUUGGUUCUGCUUCUUCUCAGCAACUCAACUCAUUAUUCCAAGUCACAAACUUGAUAGUUAUCCCCCUUCGUUCAGCCAUCUCCAAAAUGCUUCUCAACACCAUCAUUUUUGGCCUUAUGGCCACGGCGACGGCCGCAACUACGAUUCCCGAGUCCUUAAAGGCUCGCAUUCCGGCCGGCAUGACUUACACCACCAUCGCGCCCGAGGACAUACCUGAGUCGAUCAAGGGCGCUGGUAAAUCCGUCAACUCCACCGUUACAGAAGCGCGUGAUAUCAAGAAGCGUGCCGACUUUGGGGUCUACUUGUGCACCGACGCCAAUUGGGGUGGGCACUGCGUCCACAUCGUGGCACCGGAGAAUGUCUGCGUUCCACUGGCUGGGGACCUGAACGACCAGGUCUCUUCUGUUGGGCCCGACAGUGGGGCGUAUUGUCGAUUCUAUUUCAACGCCGGCUGCACCGAUGAUAAUGGGUGCCUUCACUUUGACUUGACUAGCCCCGGCUAUAGCAAUCUGAACCAAGGUAGUCUAUUUGUCUGUGGUGCCAACAACCCUAAUGACAAGGUCACGAGUUACAUGUGCUGGUCUGGGUAAGCUGGCCUGUGAAGAGGCCAUUUUGGCGGGUAAUCUUCUAUUGGACUGGGUAAAUGAGAGCUAUGGAAACAUGGAUUGCUUUACUUUCGAUGAUGUUCUUAAUUUAUACUUUGUUGGACUGGGAAAUCGUGGGAGCUGCGUUUAACAGGCCACUCUUUAAGUUGAAAUCUCCGACCAUGUUAGGUUAGAUUUAGCCUAAUCUAUUAUUUAUGACUACCUGAAUGCCCUGAAAAUACUCAG
This is a messenger RNA of Pseudomassariella vexata, 1085 nucleotides long. RefSeq lists its product as uncharacterized. NCBI's taxonomy places the organism in Eukaryota, Fungi, Ascomycota, Sordariomycetes, Amphisphaeriales, Pseudomassariaceae. The coding region runs from base 342 to 845 and encodes 167 amino acids. The record is from RefSeq and is a predicted model, not a curated record. The transcript is spliced from 3 exons.